ACAUCCAGACAAGCCCAAGAAUACCCAACAAGCCCAGUGCCAGGUGAGAACAACAGCAACAACUCAAAAAUCAUUUCCCAAAGAUGGCGGAUGUCUUGUCACUAUUUGAAGACAGAGAUGUUGUCAGAAUUUGCGCUCCCAUGGUCCGAUAUUCUAAGCUUCCAUUCAGAACUCUGGUCAGGAGGUAUGGAUGUGAUUUAGUGUACACACCAAUGAUAGUAUCAGAUUCAUUUGUGAAAUCUGUGAAAGCAAGAGAUAGUGAAUUCACUACAAAUUCAGGUGACAGGCCACUUGUUGUUCAGUUUGCAGCAAACAAUGGAAAAGACUUGGCAGAUGCUGCAGAGCUUGUUUAUGAAUAUUCUGACGGUGUGGACCUCAACUGUGGUUGCCCUCAAAGAUGGGCAAUGGCAGAAGGUUAUGGUGCUAAUCUAAUUAAAUAUCCAGAAAAGAUUCGUGAUAUGGUAUUGCAAGUAAAAGGAAGACUGGGGAAUUUCCCUUGUUCAAUCAAGAUUCGAAUUCACAACAAUCUUGUAGAGACUGUUGACAUGUGUCGGAAAGCAGAGCAUGCUGGGAUAUCGUGGCUAGCAGUUCAUGGCCGUACCACGGAGCAAAGGCAUCAACCUGUGAAUUUCGAGGCAAUAAAACUGAUAAAAGAAAAUUUGACCGUGCCUGUUAUUGCAAAUGGAAACAUAACCACUGAAUCAGAUGUCCAAAAAGUCAAGGAAAGGACGGGGGUUGAUGGGGUGAUGGCUGCUCAAGGAAUGCUAAACAACCCAGCUAUGUAUGCAGGAUUCGAAGAAACGCCUCUUUCUUGCAUUGAAGAUUGGGUUGAGAUCGCAUUGUCACUAGGAACACACUUUACAUCCUUUCAUCAUCAUCUAAUGUUUAUGCUUGAAAAAGUUCAAUCAAAAGCAGAGCGACUUGUCUUCAAUAACCUUAGCAGUACAACAGGAGUUUUAGACUUUUUGUACAAUCACUAUGGCGUUGGAAAACCCAGGGACUUCCCAUAAACAUGCUGAAACAAGAUAAAUUCCUAAUGUAUCAAAUGGUAUUCAAAUGCCGAAUGUAUCAAAGAUGUUCCUCUUGCAUCAGUGAUACCUCCUGUUAUGAAUACCUAGUGCAACAGCCAACAGGAGAUAUAAUGUUGGCAUCAGUGGUUCUAAAGGAAAAGUAAAUGGUCAUUCAGAUAUAUCUCAAGCGACACUGUAGUGAGCGGGUAUUUAUUGUCAAAAUUUCCAAAAAGAACCUGCUUUUCUUUUGCCAUUGAACAUGACUUUUGUCAGUGUCGGUAGUAAUUAGAUAAUUAUUACUAUGAGCGAACAGUAGUUGAACUUUUUAUUUACAAAAUUUUAAGAUUCUUAAUUGAAAAUUGUUUACAAGUUUUUUAAUUUAGAAUUUUAGAAACAGAGAACAAAUUGGAUAAACUAUGUAAAUAGAGCAGAACAUUGUUGUUUAUUUACAAUAUAUCAUUUUGAGAUUUCAGUAAAUCUGUUCAUUUUAUUCAUCUGCAUGUUAAUACCCAAUCAGUAUUUUUUAUUUUUGAAUAAAAGAAUCUUAUUUUAGUAGAAAAAGUACAAAAAAUGUACCUCACGGGGGUAGCAGAAGCAAACACCCCAUUUCCAUUACCUAGCAGAGACAAACUUGGUACCAUCUUAACUCAAUGUUUUCUUCUCUGUCUUUUGCCUUGUAAAUGUAAAGGUUAGUCCUGUAUUUGAUAUCAAACAUUGGGGAAUGUGCUGUUAAGGGCACAUUGUCCUGAGCCAUGGCUUUGUGUGGUAGGAUGGCCAGUUCCUUUCCACGCUGCCUUGUAGACCCUCCCCCCAUAUCUGUUACCUAUUGUAUUUGUCACUACCUAGGUUCUGGAGGUAGGUUUAAGGACACUGAAGAGGCUAUGCUUAGCAAGCAGUGACCACACCUUGUGAUUUCUAUGCCAGAAAUUACUGAGAGCUUCUAGGUUGAGAUGGGGGCACAUAAAAAUAUUUCAUUGAGUUUUCAAACAGAUUGGGUUACAAAUUGUUUUAUCACUAGUGCCCUAUAAAUACUGAAUUAGGAAAAAGAACAAUUUGAGGACUAAGCAUGAAAAUUGGCCUAGGCAUAUAAGACUUCCAGGUAUCAUCAGCUCUUUAACUUCAUAUUGGUCUUUGCAUACUAAAAUUUCCAGACAUCUUCAGCUCUAUAACUUUGAAAUUGAAGUAUGACUCAGAAACUACUUGUACUGUACUCUCCCUC
Messenger RNA from Rhopilema esculentum, 2229 nucleotides. RefSeq names its product tRNA-dihydrouridine(20a/20b) synthase [NAD(P)+]-like. Lineage: Eukaryota; Metazoa; Cnidaria; Scyphozoa; Rhizostomeae; Rhizostomatidae. Gene Ontology annotation, biological process: tRNA processing. Gene Ontology annotation, molecular function: flavin adenine dinucleotide binding; tRNA dihydrouridine synthase activity. The record is from RefSeq and is a predicted model, not a curated record.